Messenger RNA from Brenthis ino (lesser marbled fritillary), 2406 nucleotides. Lineage: Eukaryota; Metazoa; Arthropoda; Insecta; Lepidoptera; Nymphalidae. The record is from the annotation of a GenBank genome assembly.
AUGAGUGUUUCUCCUGAAUUACAGACUGAGGCCAUCUCAGUUGUUCAUCAAUUUCUUUUGAGUAUUGAUAAAUCGUUGGCAGACAAAUUUUCAACAAAAACAAAAGCGAAACCAAGAGCAAAAAAUCUACCUUCAUUAGUUGACAUCAUCUCAGAAUAUAAAAAAAUACAAAAGAAGCCUACACAAAAUGCUAAAAAACCAGCAGACAGUUCGGAUGACUCUAGUGAUGAAGAAGAAAAGACAAAAAAGCCACCUAUAAAUAAAAAUAAAUCAAAUGGAACCGUACAAAAUAAGAAAAAAGAAUCUUCUGAUUCUGACUCUUCUGAAGAUGAGAAACCACAAUUGAAGGUAAAGCCUCCUGUAACUCCUAAAAUUAACAACAAAGCUGAAUCAUCUGAUGACAGUGACAGUAGUGAAGAUAAUGCUACAUCAAAACCAAAAAAGCAGCCAAUCAAACCACAGGUAGGCAAUGCAGCACCAAAGGUUGUUAAGAAAAAAGAAUCUUCAGAUGAUAGCUCAGAUAGUAGUGAAGAUGAAAAGAAAAAAUCCCACACUAAUGCUCCAAAGCCUGUUCCUGCAAAGGCUACACCUCAAAAACCUGUUGCCAAAAAACAAGAAUCUUCCUCAGAUAGUAGUGAUAGUGAAGAUGAUAAAAAAAAUAAAAAGCCAGUUGCUAAGACCACACCAGCAAAAGCACCUCCUGCAAAAGCACCCCCUAAGAAGCAGGAAUCAUCAUCAGAUGACAGUGAUGAAAGUGACAAUGAGAAGCCUAAACCUAAUAAAGUAGAAACAAAGCCAGGAGCAAAACCAGCACAAGCAAAGUCUACACCAGUUAAACCAGCUGCAAAAAAACAAGAGUCCUCAUCAGAUAGUGACAGUAGUGAUGAGGAGCCUAAACCAGCUCCAACCAAGGCAUCAAAGCCAGCUCCUGCACCUGCCAAAGCCAAUGCUAAAGCACAGGCUAAAGAAUCAUCCGAUGAUAGUGAUGAUUCUGAUGACCAACAAAAAGCACCUGCUAAACCAGCCACAAAACCUGUGACACCUGCAAAGCCUGCUGCAAAAGCUCCAGCGAAGAAACCAGAGUCAUCAUCUGAUGAUGAUAGUAGUGAUGAUGAUAAGCCUCAAUCUAAGGUCUCUAAACCUCAGACUCCUGCUGCUAAACCUAUAUCGAAACUCAACAAAAAACCUCAGUCAUCUUCAGAAGAUAGUGAUGAUAGCAGUGAUGAUGAACAAUCGAAAGUACAAAAAAAACUACCUCAAAAACCUGCAACAAAAGUAGCUCCGGCAAAGAAGCAGGAAUCUUCUUCAGAUGAUAGUGAUGAUGAUGAUGAUAGUCCCAAACAAGUAAAACCUGUACAAAAAUCCCAACCAGCAAAAGUAGCAAAGGUUCCUGCUAAAAAAGAUUCUUCAUCAGAAGAUAGUGAUGAUGAAGCACCUAAAACUUCUGUAAAAUCUGUGGCUAAACCAGCUCAAACUCCAGUAAAGGGUUCAAAAAAAUCAUCUUCUGAUGAUGAUGAUAGCAGUGAAGAUGAGAAGAAAAAACCUGCAGCUAAAACACCGGUAAAACUAAUGUCAAAACCAGCAGCAAAGUCCUCGGAUGAUAGUGAUGAUAGUAGUGAAGAUGAAAAGCCUAAAAAAGCACCUGCACCACCAAAAACUAAGCCUCAAAAAGAAGCAUCUGAUGACAGCAGUGAUGAUGAUGAUGAUGAUGAUGAACCUCCAGCUAAACAACAAAAAAAAGAAUCCAAACAGUUAAAUGAAAAUGGUGUCCAAGGGAGCGGUAAGAAGAGGAAAGCAUCAGAAAGUGGAGAGCAAACUCCAGCUAAGAAGCCAUAUAGUAAUUUUGUGAAGGGAACCAACAUAUCAUCCACACCUAGUGACAAAAGUAAUUCAGAAAAUAAUAAACCAGUUCCCUUCAGGAGAGUUGUAACAGAAAAAAUAGAAGUGGACCCUAGACUUAAGGAUAAUUCAUUCGAAGCUAAGAUGGAGGCGAUGCGUCGGAACACAACAGAUCUGGCGGGUGGCAGGAUCGUGGACGCGGUGGUUUUAACCGAGGAGGGUUCCGUGGUCGAGGUGGAAACGAUAGAGGAAAUCGGGGAGGAUUUAGGGGUCGCGGUGGUUUUAACGACAGGGGAGGCAGAGGCGGUCGGGGAGGUCGUGGAGGGUUCGACCGAGGCGAUGGCAAUAGGGGAGGCCGGGGCUAUGACAGAGGGGGCCGCGGUGGUGACAGAGGGGGCAGAGGCAAUUGGGGCGGACGAGGUGACCGUCAUUCGUGGGGCGGUGACAGGGGUGGCUUCAACAAAGGCGGAUUUAAUGACAGAAAAAGUUACGAUGGAGGAGACAACUCACAAAAUAAAAAAAUUGUAUUUGAAUAAAUUAUUAGAAAGGAGCUCGCGGAUCAUGGGG